GCUGGCCUCGCUGGAUUCAUCGCUGAGGUUGCGAGCAGCGGCCGCCACUACACGACCAAUGUCCUGCUUUCUCGAGACAUUAUUACUCUGAUGAGCGAGAAUCUUAUUCUAUGCGUUCCAUGAAGGGACUUGAUACAGUUCCUCUCAGCCGUCCUACCUUCUCAUGCUGUGUCAGAAAUUUUGUUGCCGAACACGAUGCCACCUGCUCGAGGACGAAAUGUCGAUGACUCGAGAUCGGAGACGUCAAGUACCAUUACAAACCAGAAAGAGAGAUUUGGUCUAGGGCCAACCAGCGGCUCGGGCAUCUCCAAGGGGAAGCGAUUCGCCUCAGGACUUAACGUUCCCAACGCAGGGAACAAAGCCCCGGUGAAUGGGAAUGGCACUACUCAGCCCUCUGCCACGCCCGCAGCUACAGAAGGAGACAAAGACCCAAACCUUCCUCGAACCGAAUGGACAACAAUGUCAGUGCCUAUUCUCCGUUCCUACCGCAUUGCGCAUCGUCUACAUGUUCCUGCAGCAUUCAACUACCCACACGCCGAAGUCACUUAUAAAUCCUGCGAACUCGCUCUCCGCGCUCCAUCAGCGGUCCACUAUAGACGAAAACUGCAUGAGCAGCAACUUCAACGACGCAAACAACGUCAAUUGCAGCAGACAAGUGGAACGGGCAAAAACAAUAACUCCAAAGACAGAGACAAAGAGAAGGGCAAAUCAAAAGAGACAGCAAAUACUGACAACCCCUCCACUGCACAAACGGGCGACACUAGCGAAGUCACCUCAAGCCAGGGCCAGGCUCAUCGCACACCCACUUCUCCGUCCUCCUCGUCCUCCACCACAUCAAACCUCGGUCCUCGUGAGCCUGCCUCAAAUCUCGCCAGCGCCGUGCGCAAACAUUUCAACGCGCAACAGCUAAACGAAGCCGACACAUUAGCACGCUUUAUCUACGUGGUGCAGCAGAAUGGGAGGCAGGUGAGGACAGAAGGAUCCGAGGGCGAUGGGAGAGGGUCUUGGAUGGGAAGUCAAGGCAGGGCUGCGAGAAAGAGUGAUGCGCCAUGGGGAGAUGUCGGGUUUAGGCUCAGAUUUCGACCGUGACGGCUUAGGAAUGCAAGAUAUGAUAUGGAUUAUCCACAAAGGCGAGGGCGGAUCAAGGGUAUGAACAGGCAACGUGGGAUUAUCUUGUAUAGUAUACUCCCUGAGGAGAUCUCCUUUGGAUGGGAGCAAUAAUGGUAUUGAAAGCAGUUUCACCAAAUAUUCGCCCGGGUGCGCACCCUUUCAGGGGGGGGGUUGGAGGCUAGAGGUGUACUGGUAGGUGAGGACUGGUGCCGAAUCCACCAUGCCGACAUGUAAUUUACCCAUCUGAACUAUAGAAGCGAAUCUCACCAGCGAC
Messenger RNA from Cladophialophora immunda, 1384 nucleotides. RefSeq lists its product as uncharacterized. The transcript is spliced from 2 exons. NCBI's taxonomy places the organism in Eukaryota, Fungi, Ascomycota, Eurotiomycetes, Chaetothyriales, Herpotrichiellaceae. The record is from RefSeq and is a predicted model, not a curated record. Gene Ontology annotation, molecular function: protein binding. Bases 196 to 1089 code for a protein of 297 amino acids.